AUGUUAUAACGCUCAUGAGUACAGUGUAAUGCGAUUCAGUUUAAUUCCGUAGUUUUGUUAUAUAUAUUUUCAGUUUUCGUAAUUUAUAAUUUUCUGAAUACUAUUUAUAAUAUUUGAUUAAGUAUAUUAAAUAGUUAUUUGUUUAUAAUGCUGAAUUCUUCAAUAUUACGGCAGUUUUCAAGAUUGUCGCUAUGUUCUAUGACAAAAACACCUGUCAAUAGUCGAAAUAUUGCGACAACAAAUGCUCUACAAUUUAAAAUUACUGAUCAAUUAUGGGCUGAACCAAUGAAAAAAAAGAAGAAAAUAGACCCUGCUAUUAUCAAGGCUAGAGAAGACCGUAGACGUAAGAAGUUGGAGAAACAAAUUAGGAGAUUGGAGAAGAAUGCUCAGCAACUCAAGCCCAUUGAUGAAAUGGAGGUGCCACUACAUUUGUUGGACAAUAUGGACAAACGUAAAAGACCACAGCUACAGUUGUCAACAGAGGUGUUAGAGGCACGGGCUCUGCUGCAGAAGGAGUGGACUCGAUACAAACGUGAUGAAUAUGUGGCACAUGUAGCACAAAUAGACAGGAUCAUGGCUGCACAGAGGAGAGCCUUGGACAGGCUUUAUGAGGAAUCUGAGGAUUUGUACAAUGAGGCUGUCAUGCCAGACCUACAACUGGUACCAUUCUCGACUUCUGGCCCAGUGGCCACUCCACCUAUCAAAGGAUACGACACGCCCGAUGGUGAAUAUAUCGACAUCUCUAAAAAGUGGGAUAAUUAGAUGCCAUUAUUGUGUAGAAAUAAAAAUUGUUAUUAACUAGUGUACAUUAAAUAUUUAUUACAAA
Messenger RNA from Galleria mellonella (greater wax moth), 826 nucleotides. It is a transcript of the gene mRpL40, whose product is annotated as 39S ribosomal protein L40, mitochondrial. The transcript is spliced from 5 exons. Gene Ontology annotation, cellular component: mitochondrial ribosome; mitochondrial large ribosomal subunit. The record is from RefSeq and is a predicted model, not a curated record. Lineage: Eukaryota; Metazoa; Arthropoda; Insecta; Lepidoptera; Pyralidae. Bases 148 to 762 code for a protein of 204 amino acids.